Puntigrus tetrazona (Sumatra barb) is the source of this 1118-nucleotide messenger RNA. It is a transcript of the gene ngdn, whose product is annotated as neuroguidin, EIF4E binding protein. The transcript is spliced from 11 exons. Lineage: Eukaryota; Metazoa; Chordata; Actinopteri; Cypriniformes; Cyprinidae. Gene Ontology annotation, biological process: maturation of SSU-rRNA from tricistronic rRNA transcript (SSU-rRNA, 5.8S rRNA, LSU-rRNA). The record is from RefSeq and is a predicted model, not a curated record. Gene Ontology annotation, cellular component: nucleolus; small-subunit processome. Bases 101 to 1042 code for a protein of 313 amino acids.
CCUGUCAGUACUGUUGAUUUUUGUCUCGAGACGAUUUUUUGAAUUGCGUGCUUUGAGUUUUGUCCUUACGUGGCAUCCGUAACAACUUGGUGAAUCCAAGAUGGCGGCCACCACCGUUGGAAACGAUCUUAUAGGCAAUGAUCUUCCCACUGCCGUGUGUCUACUCAACAGUCUCACAGAACAGGUUGUUUCAGUAACAAGUCAUGUACGGGACCUGAUAAAGAAAGUCAGAGAGAAAGCCUAUCAGACUUCUAAGGGUUUGUCUUUUUUGGACCUGAGAUAUCAUCUGUUACUGUUUUAUCUUCAAGACAUCACUCAUUUGAUUAGUUUAAAGACAGAAGGAGAAAGCCUGAAGGACAACAGCGCCAUCCACAGGCUAGUCACCAUAAGGACGGUUUUAGAGAAGAUGCGUCCCCUGGAUCAAAAACUGAAAUAUCAGAUUGAUAAAUUAGUGCGGACCGCAGUAACAGGCAGCCUUUCUGAGAACGACCCUCUACACUUUCGCCCUAACCCUCAGAAUCUGGUCAGCAAGCUGAGUGAAUCUGAAAACUCAGAUGAGGAAGAUGGAGGAAAAUCAAAGGGGCAAAAAGAUCCUUCAGGCAGCAGGAAAUACGUACCUCCUCGUAUCGCUCCAAUGCAUUAUGAUGGAGACAUGACAGAAGGAGACCGGCAAAAAGAGCAGAUCGAUAAACAAAAGAGAGCAGCACUCCGCAGCUCUGUGAUCCAGGAGCUCCGACAGCAAUACAGCGACGCUCCUGAGGAGAUCAGAGACCGCCGAGACUUCCAGACCGAACGCGAAAGCAGAGAAGAGCUCAACAGGAAAAACUACGAGGAGUCGAUGAUGGUGCGUCUCGGUAUGACGCGUGAGCAGAGACUCAGGAAGAGAGGGAUGAUGGGAAUGACAUCACAGCUGAGUAACAUCACGCGGUUCAGUGACAUCAGCGCUCUGACAGGGGGAGAAGCGCAGGGUAUUGAUCAUCCAAAACCGAAGAAAAAGAAAAUUAUCAAGAAAGGGAAAAAGAAAAUUUUUAGGAAGAAGUAAACCACUGAUGCCCAGGAAAGGUUUUUAGAUGCAUUGCAACAAUUUUUUUUGUUCAAAUAAAUCUUUCCUUAUAUUA